Lathyrus sativus (Indian pea) is the source of this 1977-nucleotide messenger RNA. NCBI's taxonomy places the organism in Eukaryota, Viridiplantae, Streptophyta, Magnoliopsida, Fabales, Fabaceae. The record is from the annotation of a GenBank genome assembly.
AUGAGGGAGGUUAUUAUGGUUGCAACUGCUGCUACACUUGGGAAUCUGUUGUUUGGAUGGGACAGUUCAACCAUUGCAGGUGGAAUGAGAUACAUAAAACAGGAAUUCCACUUAGAAACUGAUCCAUCACUUGAAGGACUAAUAGUGUCCAUGUCAUUUCUCACCGGAACAAUCGUAACAAUAUUCUCCGGCACAGUUUCCGAUAUGUUCGGAAGGCGUCCGAUGUUAAUAACAUCAUCUCUCAUGUAUUUUUUUAGUGGUUUGGUCAUGUUGUGGGCUCCGAACGUUCCUGUGAUUCUAUUUUCAAGGAUAUUGAGUGGAAUUGCAAUUGCAUUAGCCAUGACUAUAACUCCUCUUUACAUAUCUGAGAUAGCACCGCCUGAUAUCAGAGGCUUACUCAACACUCUCCCUCAGCUUUCAUGUUCUAUGGGAAUGUUUUUGGCUUAUCUCUUGGUUUUCGCUAUUUCCUUGAUGAAUACGCCGAGUUGGCGAGGGAUGCUAAGUAUUGUUUCUGUUCAUUCUGUUGCUUAUUUUUUUCUCGCCGUGUUUUACCUCCCUGAAUCUCCUCCUUGGCUUGUAAGUAAAGGUAGAAUAUCCGAAGCUAAGAGAGUUCUGCAAAGAAUUCGCUGCGUUGAAGAUGUUUCAGGAGAAUUAGCUUUGUUAGCUGAGGGAUUGAAUCCUGGAGGUGAAUCCAUCAUGGUAGAAGAAUACAUAGUUACACCAGGAAGUGAACUCAUUUCAAGCAAGGAAGCAGGGAGAGAUUGUAUAAAGCUUUAUGGACCUAAUCAAGGACAAGUUUCAAUGAUUGCACAACAAGUAACCGGACAAGGAAGCGUGUUAACGCCCGAGGGAAGCAUGUUUUCCGCUGCUUCUUCCAAUAUCAAGGACAAUAUUGUCAACAUAUUUGAAAGCAUGCAUGAAAGUAUUUCAAAAAUGUCGAGUAUGAGUCAUAUGGGAGAUCAUGAUAGUUACAACCUGCAUGCUGCAUUACUUCCACCUCAAGGUAGUUCUGGAGAAAUAACGAAGAACACGGACAUUGGUGGAGGUUGGCAAUUGGCUUAUAAAUCAAUUGAAGCGGCUAAUGGUGAAGGAGGAUUGCAAAGGGUUUAUCUGCAUGCAGAUUCUAGAGCAGUGUCGCUGCAAGGUUCUGCUGCAACUUCUUGUCAUGACUUGCAUGCAGAUCAAGGUGGUGAAACUUUUCAAGCAGCCGCACUUAUUUGUGAUUCAAUUCUUAGUAAUAAGGAUACGAAGAUUAAAGCAGAAGUUAUUCCGAAACGUAGAAGUUGGGAAGAUUUGUUAGAACCAGGUGUAAAGAGAGCAUUAAUUGUUGGAAUAGGACUUCAAGUUCUUCAGCAGAUUUCUGGUAUAAGUGGAUUUGUGUACUAUGCUCCUCAAAUUCUUGACCAAGCAGGAGUUGGAGCACUUUUGUCAGAUUUAGGGAUUAGUGCAGCAUCUUCUUCUAUAUUUGUAAAUGUCAUAACAACAUUCUGCAUGCUUCCUUGUAUAGCUCUUUCCAUGAGUUUGAUGGAUAUAACAGGCAGGAGGUCAAUAUUGCUAUACACAAUACCAAUUAUAAUACUAUCUCUCAUGACACUAAUACUCAAAGACUUAUUUCACCUAAGUUCAACCCUAAAUGCAGCAUUAACAGCAAUAUGUGCCAUAGUAUAUGAAAGCAUAUUCUGCAUGGGCUAUGGAGUAAUACCAAACAUUAUAUGUUCAGAAAUAUUUCCAACAAGUGUACGUGGAUCAUGCAUUUCAAUAUGUUCACUUACAUAUUGGAUAUCUACGUUGAUCAUCACUUCCUUGUUUCCAUUCUUGCUUCAAUUCCUUGGUAUUACUGGUGUGUUUGGAUUGUUUGUUGCUGGUUGCAUUGCAUCUUGGAUUUUUAUUUACUUGAAAGUUCCUGAAACAAAGGGUAUGCCUUUAGAAGUUAUAGUUGAGUUUUUUGCUAUUGGUUCAAAGCCUGAAACGCAUUGA